AAUCCAAAGUACACCUCCAAGCAAUAACCAAACCAACCACGAAACGUCAGAGCAUAUACCCACGGCUCAGAUCACAUACCACACCUUUUCAACUUUCGGAGGAGUCUGUCACCACGUCAAAGCGUUUUCCUACGACGCUUUCCAUUUCUUCUCGGUCUCGGCAUACAAGCUCGGCCCGAAUUGGAAAACUUGCUCGAGUAGCUCGGUUGUUUCUCGAGCGAUAAGCGGACACAAGUGAUAUCUCUUUUUGAUUCCGAUUCUUGAUAUCGAUACUUAGGAACACCUCUCUGUUCCUUCGGAUUUUACCACGCGGCUCUACCCUUCGCUGCAUGAAUCAUACGCGAGCUGCAUACAACGCGUGUCCUUUCAUCACAUAGACGAAUCGAAACACGCUCGAACUAUUACUCUCUUCUUCUUAACAUAACAUCCACAAGGGCAUAGCAUGGGGAACCAAGGAUCCAAGACCAAGUCCGGCGGCCGUCCCUCAUCCUCCAACUCCAACCAGGAAAACCUCGAAUCGUACCCCUCGUUCAGCAGGACCGACACAGUUGGCUCAACCCGUUCGUUCCGUUCGAUCAGAAAGACCCUCUCUCGUGAUUCUACGCGGGAUAAUACCGACAAUCAGUCGAUUCCUGGAUCGGUGGGGGGAAGCACGCUUGGUGGACAUGAUUCGACCACAUACGUAGGAUUGGGAGACGAUGAGGAUGACGCUGGACCAUCGGGGCUACCGCCCCCUAGUCCGACGAGACAGACGUUUACGGGACAUCAGGGGUUGAGUGGUGCCACGGCCGGAGGCGAGAUCGGGAAUGUGAGUGAGGCUGGUCCGAGUGCGCCGCCUGCACGCAGCCAAAACAGACAAGAACCCCGUGAGUCGAUCUUGAUUAGGAGGAAUUCCGUUAAUGAGCCAACGGUGGGAGGAAGCGUGGGUGGGGUGAGGGAUAGCACGAUUUCUACGACGUCAGCGGCGGAGAGUAACCCGUAUCCGAGUUUGAGGAAUUUGGAUAUCGAUGAUAUGAUUUCGAGACUUUUGGAUGCGGGGUAUGCUGGGAAAGUCACGAAGUCGCUUUGUCUCAAGAAUGCGGAGAUCAUGGCCGUUUGUUCCGCUGCUCGCGAGGUCUUUUUGUCGCAACCGACCCUCAUCGAACUCAACCCUCCCGUCAAGAUCGUCGGAGACAUCCAUGGUCAAUACACGGAUUUGAUCCGGUUGUUUGAGAUGUGUGGGUUUCCGCCUAGUGCGAAUUACCUGUUUUUGGGAGAUUAUGUGGAUCGGGGGAAGCAGAGUUUGGAGACAAUUUUGUUGUUGAUGUGUUAUAAGAUCAAGUACCCCGAGAACUUUUUCUUAUUGAGAGGGAAUCAUGAGUGUGCGAAUGUUACCAGAGUUUACGGAUUUUACGACGAGUGCAAACGUCGUUGUAACAUCAAGAUCUGGAAGACGUUCGUUGAUUGUUUCAACACCAUUCCGAUCGCGGCGAUUGUUGCUUCGAAGAUUUUCUGUGUACAUGGGGGGUUGUCGCCAUCCCUCUCCCACAUGGACGAGAUUCGACAAAUUGCGCGUCCGACAGAUGUUCCCGACUACGGUCUACUAAACGACUUGCUGUGGUCGGAUCCAUCCGAAACGACAGACGAAUGGGAAGACAACGAACGCGGUGUAUCCUACUGUUUCGGUAAGAAUGUCAUCGCUCAGUUUCUCCAACGACACGACUUCGACCUCGUUUGUCGCGCACACAUGGUCGUCGAAGACGGCUACGAGUUCUUUAAUGAGAGAACUCUUGUUACGGUGUUUUCCGCUCCCAACUACUGUGGAGAAUUCGAUAACUUUGGGGCUGUGAUGAGCGUCAGUGAGGAAUUGUUGUGUUCGUUUGAGUUGUUGAAGCCGUUGGAUGCGAAUCAGUUGAAGGCGCAGAUGAGGAAGAGUAGGAAGCAGAAUCAGUUGGGGGGGACUAUGCAUCAAAGUCCGCCUGCGAUGUUAAGUGCGCAGAGUGUAUAAUUGGGAAGAGGAAAUAUGUGAGAUUGCCGGCGUUUUUGAAUCGUUCUCUCCAGUCUGUGUUGUUAUUGUCAUCUGUAUCACUAGAGUUAUUCGUUUAUGUCUUUCCGUUUUUCUUGCUUUUCGGUAUUGUAUCGAGGAGGGGUUCAUGGUCGAUCAUGGAGAUGGACGGCAU
Saitoella complicata NRRL Y-17804 is the source of this 2159-nucleotide messenger RNA. Its product is annotated as phospho protein phosphatase PPZ. Gene Ontology annotation, cellular component: cytoplasm; nucleus. NCBI's taxonomy places the organism in Eukaryota, Fungi, Ascomycota, Saitoellomycetes, Saitoellales, Saitoellaceae. The transcript is spliced from 2 exons. Gene Ontology annotation, molecular function: protein serine/threonine phosphatase activity. The record is from RefSeq and is a predicted model, not a curated record. Bases 443 to 1987 code for a protein of 514 amino acids.